Mycetomoellerius zeteki is the source of this 969-nucleotide messenger RNA. RefSeq lists its product as uncharacterized. Gene Ontology annotation, cellular component: plasma membrane. Gene Ontology annotation, biological process: sensory perception of smell; detection of chemical stimulus involved in sensory perception of smell. Gene Ontology annotation, molecular function: odorant binding; olfactory receptor activity. The transcript has 7 exons. Bases 1 to 969 code for a protein of 322 amino acids. The record is from RefSeq and is a predicted model, not a curated record. Lineage: Eukaryota; Metazoa; Arthropoda; Insecta; Hymenoptera; Formicidae.
AUGGAUUUCUUUGACACGCGCUAUUUUAGGAUUAACAAGUUCUUCCUGUCUUUCAUCGGUCUGUGGCCAUAUCAAACACCCUUCGUAAAGCUUCUAACUCAGUCGUUCGCCAUAUUUGGCGUUACAAUAAUGUGUGCGCCGCAGAUCGCAUAUAUGUUCAAGCAUGUGGAUGAUUUCGAUAACAUGUUCGAGCUCAUGCCAAUUUUAGCUGGCACAGUGAUAUGUAUUGCAAAAAUCAUCAGUCUGACUUGCAAUUCCGAAAUGUUUAAAGGGCUUCUACAACAUAUGCAAGAUGACUGGAACAAUCUAUUGACCAGUGAGGAAACGCAAAUUUUAACGCAUUAUGCUGAAAAAAGUCGAAAGCUCAUGUUGGCGUAUUCAAUUAGUGUAAUCGGAUUUGUAUUCUGCUACGCUUUGCUACCUCUCACCGGACCUGUAUUUGACAUAAUCUUACCCCUGAAUGAAACGAGACCGAGAAAACUACCACAUCUCGCAGAUUUUGUUAUUUUCGAUCAAGAGAAAUAUUAUUACGCACUUUUGCUGAUCUUGUAUGUUGGUUAUGUUGUGUGUGUCUCGAUCGCGGUAGCUGCCGACAUUUUGUACAUUUUCCUAGUGGAGCACAUUUGCGGAAUGUAUGGCAUACUGUGUUGGGCCGGACAAGAAGUGACCGAUCAUAGUGUCGAAGUCUCGAUAGCAGCUUAUGAUGGAAUAUGGUAUAAUGCUUCCGUAAAGGUGCAAAAAUUAUUGUUGUUUCUAAUCGUGAGGAGUCAGAAAGCCUCCCAAAUAACAAUCGCUAAGUUAUAUGUCAUCAAUCUGGAAGGUUUCAGUAAUGAGAACAUCGGUUUCCUAUUGCACGGUAUUGAUUUCACUACGCUAACCAUCAAAAAGUGCAUAGAUUUCUGCAAGAUUUUCCACUCGCGUAUAUUUUCUAGUCUUUCGUAUGCCAACAACUCAGGUGUUAAUGUAUGA